Messenger RNA from Argentina anserina (silverweed cinquefoil), 1071 nucleotides. RefSeq names its product (R,S)-reticuline 7-O-methyltransferase-like. The transcript has 2 exons. Gene Ontology annotation, biological process: methylation. The record is from RefSeq and is a predicted model, not a curated record. NCBI's taxonomy places the organism in Eukaryota, Viridiplantae, Streptophyta, Magnoliopsida, Rosales, Rosaceae. The coding region runs from base 1 to 1071 and encodes 356 amino acids. Gene Ontology annotation, molecular function: S-adenosylmethionine-dependent methyltransferase activity; O-methyltransferase activity; protein dimerization activity.
AUGGCGACAAAGCCAAAACUGAAAGAACAGGAAGAAGAAGCCAUGCUGCUGCAAGGCCAAGCUGAUAUUUUGCACUACACGUACAACUUUGUCGAAAGCAUGGCCUUGAAAUGCGCUGUGGAGCUUGGCAUUGCAGACAUCAUAAACUCGCAAGGCCAACCCCUAACUGUGCAUCAAAUUACAGAGAAAAUUGCCUCGCCGGCCGCAGACAUUGAUAACCUCUCGCGCCUGAUGAGGUUUCUCGUCCAGAAAAAUCUCUUCGAGGCAACCACUGAUACCAAAAGUGGAGACCUUCUCUACGGCCUAACGUAUUCAUCCAAGUGGCUUCUCCGCAGUGAGGAACAAACGCUAGCCCCACUAGUGCGUCUGGCCACUCUUCCUAGUCACGUGGCCUCAUGGCUAUGCCUCAGCCAAUGCAUAAAAGACGGUGGAUCUGGCUUUGAGAAGGCAAAUGGGUUUAGCCUCUAUGAUGAGAGAUCUGGUAACCAACGAAGUUGCUUCGAUGAGGCUAUGGCAUGUAUAUCUAGGAUUGUCAUGAAAGCAAUCUUGUCAAAUUAUAGAGAUGUGUUUGAUGGAGUGGGUUCGAUUGUUGAUGUUGGAGGGGGUAUAGGCAUCUCUGUGGCUGAGAUUGUUAAGUCACAUCCUCAUAUACGAGGUAUCAACUUUGAUCUACCGGACGUGGUGGCUACUGCACCAACUUACCCUGGGGUGACACAUUUGGGUGGUGACAUGUUUAAUGUGAUUCCGAAUGGUGAUGUCAUUUUCAUGAAGGCCAUUCUGCACAAUUGGAGUGAUGAGAAAUGUGUUACCAUCCUGAAGAAUUGUCGGAGAGCUAUACAUGAGAGAAAGGGAAAGAUCAUCAUAGUUGAUGGGGUUCUACAACCAGAUGGUGACAGAAAGAUGGACACUGUUGUGCAAAGGUACGAUCUAACGAUGAUGGCACAAACUCCAAGUGGGAAGGAAAGGACUGAAGCUGAAUGGAAGAAAUUGCUGAGUGAAGGAGGCUUUGGUCGCCAUGAGAUCAUCAAAAUCCCAAGCUUCCUAGCGCUCAUAGAAGCUUACCCAGAAUGA